UCCCCAGACACGUGUCCCGUCUCCAUGGGAACGGGAUGCUUUGGGGAAACUUCUAAGGAGAAUAUCUAGGUGCCGAGAGAGAGGGGACCGGCUGCUGCUUGUGAGACUCCCUUGGCUGUAUCCCAUGGAAGCCAUUAAAAUAGAGGCACCAGCUUUCUCAUUCUCUCGCUCUGAUACCACAGGGGGUUUCCAGAUUUGCUCAACUGCCAGUCUCCUUGCAGAUUAACGAGCGUGCCUUUGAAUAUGCAACCAAUAUACAUACCAACGGGUUCAUCCCACGCUGCCAAUGCCGGCUCACAGUGCUCAACUGCUAGACCGCCCAGUGUAUUGCCCAUCCCCACGGAGCUGGACAUGAGUAUUUCAAGUCGCAGUGGAGAAUCUGACACAGGAAUGAAGGAAAUCUCUCAUUAUUCUGAUCCAGAUUCACCUCCGGCUGAGAAAUUAGCCAAUGCCACAAUAAUGGCCGAGCGUUUCAUGAAAGAGAAUAAGUGUCAUAAAGCCAGCCGUGAACUGAUUCAGUGUGUUGCCUUGAGUCGGAUAGUAUACGGGGAUGGACACUGGAGAAUCGCCCAGGCACAUGCCAACCUUGGUUACAGUUAUCUGACUCUCAGAGCAUUGCCAGCCCAGGCCAGAGCGCAUGCUGAGUCAGCUAAAAAUAUCCUGCUCCGAGGAGUGGACAUGGCAAAGUCCGUGGAAGAAAAAAGAGAAAUCAUGGCAAGCCUUGUGACUAUCUACUAUACCCUGGGCAUGGCCCACCUCAUGCAGAAUAAUGGCAAGGACUCAUACCUCAGCCUACAGAAGGUGGAGAAGAUCAUCGAUGAACUGGAGGAUAUACAGGAGCGAAAGGCCAUUACUUUAAAAAUAUCCGAGAAGGACAUUGCACUGGCGCUGGGGCAGGCCUGCCUGCUGCAGACUAAACCGAGUUCUGCCAUAAACUAUUUUGAGCAAGCUGUGAAUUCCAUCAUCUCCUCUCAAGGGGACAGCGCCUCGGAACUGAUCAGUCUGUACCAGGAUAUGGCCAGGGCUGAGCAUAUGAGGAAGAAGUCAAACAGAGCCAUUGAACAUCUGCUGCAGGCACAUUCAAUUUCCCAGGCAAACUAUACAAGUGUUAGCACUGAAGCAGCACAGAGCGGGUUGCAGUUGGCUAAAGCUUACGCUGCAUCUGAAUAUCAUGAGGCAGCACAAAGGUUCUUCACAGAGAGCCUCGGCGCUUACCAAACAGCGGCAGGUCCUGAUGACCCCCGGACACUGAAUGCCUGUGUGGAAUUCAGCAAGUGGCUCAUCCAGAUUGGGAAGAAGCAGGAAGCGUACAAGCUGCUCCGAGGGGCCGUCAGGACGGAGACAGAAUUUAGUGAAGAGCUGGCUGAGAUCCUUAGUAUAAUGGGAAGCAUAUGCUUAGCCGAUGGGAAGAUACAGAAAGGCUACAAGCUGCUGAAAAAGUGCUCAGACAUUCAGGUUGCAGUGUAUGGAUCCCAGCACAGUAAAACCAAAGGAACACAAAAUCUCCUCACCACACUGAAGAGGUCUGGAGUGGUUGGAGACUGAGAACAGCAAGGAAUGCAGAAUAUCUGAACAUCUCCUACUGGGAAUAAAGUGGGAUUAUGAGACUUGGACUGCAAAGCAAGGAAAGGCAACAAGUAGCCAGGAUAUCCAGAUAAGUCUUUCCUACUCCAAAUGUAUAUCUUUCUACUGCUGUGCCCCAGAUCAUGCUAGAUCAUGCAAGAUUUUGUAUUUAUUUCAGUAUAAAAACAUUGUUUUGCCAAGAG
Molecule: messenger RNA, 1766 nt
Organism: Xenopus tropicalis (tropical clawed frog)
Lineage: Eukaryota; Metazoa; Chordata; Amphibia; Anura; Pipidae
Gene: ttc23l
Product: tetratricopeptide repeat domain 23-like
Exons: 13
Coding region: 244-1545 (433 amino acids)
Source: RefSeq, a predicted model, not a curated record